Messenger RNA from Eutrema salsugineum, 1630 nucleotides. RefSeq names its product protein BIG GRAIN 1-like B. Gene Ontology annotation, biological process: auxin-activated signaling pathway. The transcript has a single exon. Lineage: Eukaryota; Viridiplantae; Streptophyta; Magnoliopsida; Brassicales; Brassicaceae. The record is from RefSeq and is a predicted model, not a curated record. The coding region runs from base 401 to 1519 and encodes 372 amino acids.
AAAAAAUAUACAGUAGAUCGAUAAAUAAUUGGUAAAAAAAUAUAACAGUAACAAAUAAAGUAUUUAUACAAGAGUUAAAUAUUGUUGCCAACAAGUAGUUUCCAGCCUGGCACCCAAUUCCACGUAGGAUAAUAGUGAAUAAUUUAUGUGGGAAAAAUAAUAAAACACGUGGCAAUGAAUACCAUUUCGCUGAUAAGACGCUUCACUUUCUUCAUCUUCCUCAUACACACUACUCUCAACUCUCAAGCAAAGCAGAAGAAACAAAGCGUGCCUCUCUUCUCUCUCUCUCUCUUCAUCAUUCUCAUCCUCCAUUAACUCUGUUUUCAAAGCUUUUUCUUCACCAGAAACCCCAACACUAUCAUUCCCUUGUUUCUCUAUAAGAAGAAAUCAGCUCCCUCUCAUGGAUCCUUGGGAUAAACAUUCAAUAGACCUUCACCGUCAUCGUCAUCGUCAUCCUUCCUUCUCCUCCUCUCUCCUCGACCAAAUCUACCGCUCCAUAGACGAUUCCUCAACAAACUCCGACGUCUCCAUGAGGAAGAAGCAGCAGCACCACCACCACCAUCACCGUCUCGACGAGGAUCGCGUUUGUCUCGACAAAAUUCUCGUUAACCGCCGCGAAAUCGCCGACGAUUUCGUUAGAUCUAGAAAUCCCAAGACCGUAGAACCUGUUUUCUUCAAGCAUUCAAGCUCCAGCUCCUCUGAUUCAAGCGGAUUCUCGUCUUCCGGGUCCGAUUCCUUCUACAAACGAUCUAGAUCGUCGCGCUCUCCGCCGGCGAUUGGUCACCCGAAGCCAAUUCGAACCACCGUCGAGAGAUUCGAACGGUCGCCGCAGAUUCACCGACCUAAUAAUAAACAGGAACAUGGAAGCUUUCUCAGAACGAAAUCCAAAGCUUUGAAGAUUUACAGCGAUUUGAAGAAAGUGAAGCAGCCGAUUUCUCCCGGCGGUCGUCUCGCCACUUUCCUAAACUCGCUUUUCACCGGCGCCGGAAACACAAAGAAACCGAAUAAAAUUAACACCACCGUCCCCGUCGCCGCCGCCGCGUCCUCCACCACGUGCUCCUCCGCGUCCUCCUUCUCUAGAUCUUGCUUGAGCAAAACUCCGUCGUCUAGUGAAAAAUCGAAAAGAUCCGUACGUUUCUGUCCCGUCAAUGUCAUCCUCGACGAAGACUCCAAGCGUAAUGGUCACAACAACAAAUUGUACGGAAGCAACGAACGUGAAUCCACUCGACAUCAUCAGAACUUCGAUACUCUUGAGAUCCGAGUCGUGGAGGAGAAUCGUCGCGUAAUUGAAGCAGCCAAGGAACUUCUCAGAACUUACCAUAAGAAUAAAGACGUCGUCAACAUCUCCGGCGAAGAAGAAGAAGAAGACGAAGACGACGAAGACGAUGCUGCGAGUUGCGCGAGCUCCGAUCUGUUCGAAUUGGAUAAUCUAUCGGCGAUAGGAAUUGAAAAGUAUCGAGAAGAGCUUCCCGUCUACGAAACAACUCGCUUGAAAACGAAUCGUGUAAUUUCCAGAUGAAGAACUAUUGUCAAAUUAAAUUAAUUGCUUAGUAAUAUUAAUUAUUAAUUACUGGUUUGGGGGUGGAUUAAUUAAUUUUGGAUACUGAGUGAGGUUAUAUGUAUGUAGUGU